Poecilia reticulata (guppy) is the source of this 652-nucleotide messenger RNA. RefSeq names its product apoptosis regulator BAX. Lineage: Eukaryota; Metazoa; Chordata; Actinopteri; Cyprinodontiformes; Poeciliidae. The record is from RefSeq and is a predicted model, not a curated record. Gene Ontology annotation, biological process: release of cytochrome c from mitochondria; intrinsic apoptotic signaling pathway in response to DNA damage; extrinsic apoptotic signaling pathway in absence of ligand. Gene Ontology annotation, molecular function: channel activity; BH domain binding. Gene Ontology annotation, cellular component: mitochondrial outer membrane.
AAAAAAGAAAAGAUGUGGUCACAUGACUGUGCGGAAGUAGGAGCCGGGGAGGCAGACAAGCAAAAUGGCAGAAGGAGGAGGAGGUGAUCAAGGAAAUUCGUCUGAUCAGAUUGUGGAAGUCGGAGCUGUGUUGCUGAAGGACUUCAUUUAUGAGCGGAUGCGGCGGCACGUAGACGGUGAUGCCGUGGUGACCAGAGAGCAGCUCGGCGCACAGGAGCUGUGUGACCCAAACCACAAGAAGCUCGCUCAGUGCCUUCAGCAGAUCGGAGACGAGCUGGAUGGAAACAUGGAGCUACAAAAGAUGAUAAACGACUCYGCCCUGAGCCCGUCAAAAGACGUCUUCAUGAAAGUUGCCUAUCAGAUCUUUUCUGAUGGUAGAUUCAACUGGGGCCGAGUGGUUGCRCUCUUUUACUUCGCCUGUCGACUCGUCAUAAAAGCCCUUGUAACCAAAAUUCCUGAUAUCAUCAGAACAAUAAUUAACUGGACAAUAGACUACCUCCGGGAUCACGUGAUCAACUGGAUAAGAGAGCAAGGCGGCUGGGAGGGAAUUCGUUCCUACUUCGGCACUCCCACUUGGCAGACGUUGGGGGUUUUCCUGGCCGGUGUUCUUACCACUGCUUUAGUCAUGCGCAAGAUGUGAAAGCCGCUCUAG